AGAAACUGAGUCCUUUGCAGUGGCAGGUUGAAGGGGUUCACUCCAUCGCUGCCUGGAAGGGCGGAGGGCUGUAGCGGGGCCGUACAGGGCGCUCGGACACGUUCUCACCUCCCCAGCCCGGCGGGGAGCGACGCCCGACACCCGGCGCUGGGAGCACAGGGCCCGAGCAGGCCCGCGUCGCCAUGGCGACACCGCGGCGCCGCGGCCAUGGCGGAAAAGGAGAAGGGCCAGGAUGUCCUAGUAGCUGAAAUUGAGAAAAAGAUUACAGAAGCUUUUGAGGUGUUUGACCGUGAAUCCAAUAAAACUGUGGAUGUCAGGGAGAUUGGUUGCAUUGUCAGGUCACUGGGUUGCUUCCCAACUGAGGCAGAAGUACAGGAACUGCUUGCAAAGAUAGAAGUAGAAGAACCGGGUGGAUUCGUUCAUCUGGGAAAUUUUCUUCCAGUGAUGACAAAAGUUCUACUUGACAGAAGAUUCCAACCUAUUCCAGAAGAUGUUAUUCUACAUGCAUUUGAGGCUUUGGAUGAGAAUAAAUGUGGAUAUAUCACCAAAGAGGACCUGGUCAAACAUUUGACUGAAGAAGGUGAGCCCUUUAGUCUGGAGGAAAUGGAGGACAUGCUUGCUGUUGCUCUAGAUCCAGAAACAGAUACUCUUCACUACAGAGAUUACCGUACAAAGCUGGUAGUAGAUGAAACCAAGAACUUCCCUUUUAAGGUCUGGGAUGCCUUUCGGUAACAGCACCAUGGCUUGACAGAUGGUUGAAAUAUGGAUUUUCAAGUGUAACAGAGCUCAGCUUGUGACUUGGUGCUUAUAAUUAAAAUGAAAUCUGUGUAGUUACA
Molecule: messenger RNA, 836 nt
Organism: Haemorhous mexicanus (house finch)
Lineage: Eukaryota; Metazoa; Chordata; Aves; Passeriformes; Fringillidae
Gene: EFCAB2
Product: EF-hand calcium binding domain 2
Exons: 7
Coding region: 208-732 (174 amino acids)
Molecular function (GO): calcium ion binding
Source: RefSeq, a predicted model, not a curated record